This is a messenger RNA of Megachile rotundata (alfalfa leafcutting bee), 1080 nucleotides long. RefSeq names its product Sarcoplasmic calcium-binding protein 1 (gene Scp1). Lineage: Eukaryota; Metazoa; Arthropoda; Insecta; Hymenoptera; Megachilidae. The record is from RefSeq and is a predicted model, not a curated record. Gene Ontology annotation, molecular function: calcium ion binding.
ACAGGGGGUUGACAGAAAAAUACCUCGGAGGAUGGCGUACAGCUGGAACAAUCGAGUCGAUUUCAUUGUACGGUUUCUUUACGACACGGAUAAUAAUGGUAUACUGGAGAAGCACGAUUUCGAAUGUAUGGCGCUAAAGAUGACUCUGAUCGAGGGUAAAGGAGAGUUCAGUUACGGUCGAUAUCAGGAAAAUCUUCAUAUCAUGCUUUCUUUAUGGGAAGAAAUUGCAGAGCUCGCGGACUUCAACAAGGAUGGUAUUGUAACUAUCGAGGAAUUUAAAGAAGCAGUGCAGAAAAGUUGCGUCGGACGAGAGUACCAAGAUUUCCCACAAGCGAUGAAAAUGUUUAUCGAUAGUCAUUUCAAAAUAGUAGAUUUAAACGGUACGAAACACUCGUACUCAUGUCUCAUAACAAAGAAUGCAUCGUUGAAUCUUUCAGACGAUGGUGUAAUCGCUGCCGACGAAUUUCGUUAUAACUGCGUAACAAGGAUUCCAGUGGACAACGUAAACAUUUUAGACGAAGCCUACCAGAAUCUUCUCAAUGACGACGACAGGAGGCGCGGAGGACUGACUCUAUCUCGUUAUCAAGAAUUAUACGCUGAAUUCCUUGGAAAUCCGGACGAAAAUUGUGCGGCAGUGCACCUCUUCGGCCCCCUGCACGUUAUGGGUUAAUUGUUCGGAGAUCACUGUGAUCCGCGUACACGUACAAAAGACAACUAUACUGUAUUUAAUAUAACUGUUAUUUAAUUACGUAAGGACAUGAUGCAAUAAAUCCUAUAUUUUAUCGUAAUGGUUAUCAUUUUUUGUUUGAAUCAGUACGUGUACGUGUAUGCUUGGCAUGUUGUGCCACUACAACCCUCACACUUUUGUUACCCUCAGAUCAUAAAUAACGACGUUGAAAGAUACACGAGACAUUUGUAUUGUAUAAACAGAAAAAAGUUUAUUUGUAUUAAGUGUUAACGCGUUCUCACGUUACUCAGACAUCUCUUUGGUAGUAUUCUGUUCAUUAUACGAAUUUAAUACUGAAAUUGCUGCAGUGAUAUGUAAUCUGUUGAACACGAUUAAACUCGGGCAUAAUUGUA